AAGGGGAAGAAGAAAGAGAAAGAAAAUAAAGAGGAGGAGAAGGGGAAGAAGAACGAGGCGAAUAAAGAGGUAAAGAAGAACGAGGAGAAUAAAGAGGUAAAGAAGAAAAAGCGGAAGGGCAAAAAGAAAGCAGGGGAGCAGUCCACAACAGAGGUGCAGGUGAAAGCCCCCAUCGCGGCCCCGGAGCCAGAGCUCAGAGCAGAGGCGGAGGGGGAGGCUGAACAGGAGAGGCAGGAGGAGCCGGUAGAGGCCCAGGACCAUCACUCCAUCAGCAGCACAGAGACACAGACAGCACAGGCGGAGCAGAAGGCCAACACCGAGGUAGAGAAGGAGGCGGUAGAGGGGGAAGAGAAGGAGGCGGGAGUAGAGGAGAAAGAGAAGAAAGAAGAAACAGAGGAAGAGCCAGCCGAGCAGAUGGAGGAGGAGGCAGAGGCGAACGGAGGGGAAGGGGAGAACACUAAUGGAGAAGACAAGACUGCUUUAGCAGAGGAGGCCAAACCCUCCAAGCGUCCGCGGAUCAUGCAGUGUAAAGUCACCCUCCUGGACGACACUCUGUUUGAGUGUGAGCUCGGUAAACAUGCGACGGGCUCGGAUCUGUUUGUGAAGGUGUGUGACCACCUCAACCUGCUGGAGAGAGACUACUGUGGCCUGGCCGUCUGGGAUACCCCCACCUCCAGGACAUGGCUGGACGCCUCCAAAGAGAUCCGGAAACAGGUGGCAGAUUAUACCUACGAGUUCACUUUCAACGUGAAGUUCUACCCUCCUGAUCCAGCUCAGCUCACAGAAGACCUCACCAGGUACUACCUGUGUCUACAGCUGCGUAAAGACAUCCUGAGUGGCCUGCUGCCAUGCUCCUUUGUAACUCUGGCCAUGCUAGGCUCCUACACGGCCCAGUCUGAGCUGGGGGAGUAUGAUCCAGAGGUCCACGGCUCUCACUACACCAAGGAGCUGAGGCUGGCCCCGGGACAGGGCAAAGAGCUGGAGGACAAGGUCAUGGAGUUGCACCGCACAUACAGAUCCAUGAGUCCAGCCCAGGCAGACAUGUUGUUUCUGGAGAAUGCCAAGAAGCUGUCUAUGUAUGGAGUGGAUCUGCACCAAGCCAAGGAUCUUGAGGGUGUGGACAUCACGCUAGGGGUGUGUUCUGGUGGUCUCAUGGUCUACAAGGACAAGCUGAGGAUCAAUCGUUUCCCCUGGCCCAAAGUCCUCAAGAUCUCCUACAAGCGAAGCAGCUUCUUCAUCAAGAUCCGUCCCUCUGAACAGGAACAGUACGAGAGCACAAUCGGCUUCAAGCUGCCCAACUACAAGGCCUCCAAGAAGCUGUGGAAGGCCUCAGUGGAACACCAUACCUUCUUCAGGGUGUCGUCCGUGGAGCCCCCGUCGUCCCGCUCCCGGUUCCUGGCGCUGGGGUCAAAGUUCAGGUACAGUGGCCGUACCCAGGCCCAGACCCGCCAGGCCAGUUCCAUGAUCGCCCGGCCCGCCCCACGCUUCACACGGUCCGCCAGCAAGAGGCUGUCCCGCACCAUCGACGAAGCUGGAGAUGAUGAUCUCCAUGCCUCGCAACUCUCUGCUAGUCCAAACAAGACCGAGGAUGACGAUUGGUUCUUCAUGCUGGGAUCUGACCAACCCCAGACCUUUUUUUCACCAGCCAGAGGGGGGGAGACUUCCACUCAGAGCUGGGAUGAUGGCAAGUCCGUCCAGACAGUCAGACAGGCAUGGCAGGAGACUGAGACAGGCCAGACGGUCAGUCGGACAUGGCAGGGACGGGUGUCUGAUGAACAGCAGCAGGGGAGACUGGUGGAGGAGAAAGAGGAGGAUUGGUUUGUCCUGCUGGGCAGACAACCCUCCCUCCCCUAUGUCCCCUACCCCAUGAUAAAACCGCCAGUCAAAUACCGCUCUGCCAAGGUGGCAAAGGUGGCCACGGCCAACAUUCUGGAGAGGCUGCUACAGCCAAGGCAGGAACCAAGUGAUGACUGGGUCAUGCAGUUGGACCGCAGCUUUGAGUUUGUAGACACACCUCCAUUCUCUCCCCCAGUCUCCCUGGAGAAGGAGGAGACUAGGCAGGAGAGGAGGGAGGUGAUCAAGAGGCUCCAGGAAGGAGUGUUCCUGGUGGAGAAGCUGAGGGAGGUAGAGGUGCUGGAUGAGAGACUGAGGGAGGUGAAGGUUCUGGAAGAACGGCUGCAGGAGGUGGAUGAGCUGGAGGAGAGGAUACAGGAGGAGGUGGAGGCCAGGCAGCAGCAGGGGGAGGAGGUAGGGGUAGAACAGGAGGGGGGGGAGGAGGAGGUGGUAGAGGCAGCGGAAGAGAAUGUGGAGGAAGUAGAUGAGUUGGAGGAGCAGAUUAAGGAGGUGUUUCUCAAAGGAUUGCUGCCAGAUGAGUCAGGGGAAGAUGAGGGACUAAAAGAGGAGAGUAUGGAAGAGGCAGAGGAAUCUGAAGAAGGGUGGUCAAAUGUGGCGAGCACCUCCUCUGUGGUACGGAGAGUAGAGUGGAGGACCCAGAAUAAUGUGACUAUAGUGAAAGAGAUGAGGCAACAAGAAGGAGAGAUGGAGGAGGAGACGGUGGAACAGGUGGAGGUUUCAGACGAGGGAUUGAAAGAGGAUGAAGGAUGGUUAGAGGAGAGGAAGCGUCAGGCUUUGGAGGAAGGGUUGCCAGAGGGGCUUGAGGAAAGGAGAGGAGAGAUAAGAGUGGAAAGGAGGAGGAAGAAGGUGACUAUAGUGACACAGGAUGAGAGUCUUCCAGAUGAACUAGAGAAGAAAGCAUCUGAGAAGUUGUCAGAGGACCAGAUAGGAGGCCAUUUUUAUAAAGAAGGACAACUUAUGGUGAAAUUCAAUGAACUAUUUGCGGCAGAGAAGUUAGGGUUACCGGUAGUUACAAUUCAGCAGUGGCUCCAAGAACAGGAGUGGCUCCAAGAACAGGAAAAGGUCAGGGAGGAGAAACAGGAGGAGAGAGUGGAACAUGGGAAGGUUUCAGGCAAGGGAUUGAUAGAGGUGAAAGGAGGUCUAGAGGAUAGGAUGCGGCAGAUGUCGGAGGAAAGGGUGCCAGAGGGAGAGCAGACUGUGAAGAAAACCAAGAAAACAGUGAGAAUAGUGGAAGAAAUGAGGAGAACACAGAAGACACUCGAGGAAAAGUCAUCAGAGGACAUUUUAUCAGAGGAAAGGCUGGGAGAUGGAUUUUAUACAGAGGGGGAAGUUUUGGUGAAAUUCAGAAAGGAUGUGGAGAGGGUUCCACAUAGAGUCAGACAAAUGGAGAAGCCCCAAGAAGAAGAAGAGGUGGUGGAAGUGAAUAUGCAGCCAUCCCAGCCAGAAGACAAGGACGAUUGGGUUGUGCUGCUGGACAGCCUCCCACAUAAGACUCUUUAUAAGCCUCCAGUCAUUCCAGUCGACUCCGCUCUGGUGCCUGUGGUCUCCACAAGAUUCUCUGUGGUGUUAGUAGACACGGUCGAGCAGAGAGCACCAGAGAGGGAAUGCAUUGAAGUGGAGGCCACACAGCAACAGCCUGAAAGGGGGUUGGUGGAAGGACGGAGACCGUGGCAAAUGCAGGAAGAUGAUUGGUGUAUGCUCUUGGAACUGGCUGAUCGUGUUCCUUCAGGUGUACCAACCACACCAGUUUCAGCUUCUUUGCAAGAGCAAGUUCAGGUGUACGUAGAGGAAACCAUCUCUUCCAUGGUUAAAGUGAUGACAGUAGUGCAGAGAGAGGAGAGCAGGGUGACUGUAGUGGAGGAGAUGGAGUUACAGGAAGACCAGAGCCGUCUGGAACAGAAACCGUCACAGUCACAGAGAGAGAUGGAAGAUGACUGGGUUGUCCUGCUGGACAUUGUUCCCAGAGAACCAUCUGUGAUUCCGUCAGUAUCUGAGGAAUGUGUGUUUGUACCAGCUUCUGUGGAAGAGCGUAUUCCGGUAUACCCUGAGGAAAGUGUCUCCUCUGUGGUUGAGUUGACGACAGUAGAGCAGAGAGAGGAGAGAAGGGUGACUGUAAUGGAAGAGAAGCAAGAGGAGCGACAUCAAGAAGAAGUUAUACUUCCACCACAGCCAUCAAGAGAGAUGGACGAGGACUGGUUUGUGCAACUGGAUGUCGUGCCCAGAGAAACAUCCUAUAUACCACCAGUCGCUCCAGCAGAGCCAACACCGGUUUCUCCAGAUGUGAUCAGCCCUGUGGUUGAGGUAAAGGCUGAAAAGCAGAAGCCAGUGGUGGUUCUGGUGGAGGAGACGAGGCCACAACAGAAACAGGAAGUAGAGGAGUGGCAGCGACAACCAGAGAGAGAUGAUGAUUGGUUUACACCGUUUGCUGAUGUCCGUGAGGAGCCGAUCAUUGUACCACCAGUUGCUCUUGGUGAGCAUACUCCGGUAUAUCCAGAUUUAAGCCAGACCACCUCUGUGGUUGAUGUGACGACCAUAGAAAAAAUAAUGAAGAAGAGGGUGACUAUUGUUGAAGAGAGGUGGGGACAGCAAGAGGAGAUACUCCAGUCAGAGAUGAUCAUCUCAGAGCAGAGACCACCAGCAGAGAGAGAGGAGGGAGAUGGCUGGUUUGAUCUGUUGGAUGCUGUCCGUGAAGAACCUGCUGGGGUUCCACCAGUUUCUCUGGCUGUUAGCGAUAGGGUAUACCCAGAGGUUGUGCCAGCCAAACAUCUGACCAUUGAGCCUGAACCAAGAGUGUUUGUGGUGGAAGCAGUCAGAUCCCUUCCUGAAGACGUUGCCCUGGAGGGUAAAGCAACACAACCGCAGAGAGAGCUGGAUGAUGAUUGGUUUUUGCAGCUGGAUGUUGCCCCUAAAAUAGCAGCUGUUACAGUGGUGAAGGAGACAGUGGAACAGAAACCACCAAAAACCGUGAGGAUCAUGGAAGAGACUGUUAAGAUGGAGGAGGGGCCUGUGGUAACACCUAAAGAAGUGGAUGAUGAUUGGUUUGUGCUUUGGGACUGCGCUCCCUCUGAGAUACUGACCACAGCCAAGGCGUUCCACGUAGACAGAGAGGUUAUAGAGCUGGUACCCCGGAGAACAGUGGUUGUGGUGGAGGAAACUAGGAAACCACCUAGAGUGGUGGAGGACAGACGUGAACCGGAGGUUGAACUGGUGAAAACACUGCCUCCCCAAGAGAGAGGGGAGGGUGAUGAUUGGUUGACGCUCUUUGAAGCCUCUCGUCAAGAGCCUGUGAAGAUGCCAACAGUUGCUGUGGUAACUAGACCUGCCCCUGUGGUUGAUGUGAUGAUGACGAGCACAGAGCAGAGAACCCAGAAAAGGGUGACAAUAAUGGAGGAGAGCUGGAGAGAGGAGAGGACCCUGCAGCAGAGACUGCCUCAGAGACAGAUAGAGGUGGACGAUGAUUGGUUUGUCCUGCUGGAUGCUGCCCCUAAAGAAUUAGUUGCUCUCCGUGAGCGUCUCCAGGACUAUACUGACAUAACUGUUGUCAAAGGUCCAGCCGCUCAGCCCAAACCCACAGUGGUGGUUUCUGAGGAGAAGAGACCGCUGUUUGAGAGGAGGGUUCUGGAGAAGAGACCAGCACAACCCCAGAGAGAUGUGGAUGACGUUUGGUUUGUGUUGCGGGAUAAAAAAUCGCGUGCAGUGGUGGCCACCCACAAGGCCGCCCGUCCGGUCAGCGCCCCAGUCUUCUCCCAGGCAGCCCUGAUGGAGGCAGGGAUCCCCAUGCCCCCCCUGGACCUCCAGCAGCCCCAGACCUCCACCCCCAUCAGGCUGCCAGCCCGCCAGGACGACAGGAAGCUGGAGGUCACCGUGGAGGCGGUGGACGAGGGCUCAGCCGAGGUCAAGUCUGAGCAGACGGACACUGAGGAGCCGGUGCAAAUGAGGAAGAAAAGAGCUAAGAGAACUGAGGGUGACUCAAUUUAUAUCAGACAUAGUCUUUUAAUGUUGGAGGACUUUGAUCAUCCCCAGGAGGAUCUCAUCAGGCAUCAUACUAGUAUCAGUGAGCUGAAGAGGAACUUCAUGGCGUCUGUCCCAGAGUCCCGGGGGCCCAGCGAAUGGGACAAGCGCUUGUCCACUCACUCCCCCUUCCGCAGCCUGGGCAUCAACGGACAGCCUUUGCCCGAUGCCGACGGGAGUGUGUGUAUUACUCCUAUAAGUGAAGAGCUGGACACUAAGGCAGCGCUGCAACAGGAUGAGUCCAGCAGCACUGUAAGGCCAUCGGGGGGGCCCAGCCCCAGCCCUGCUAGCACAGAAACUGGGCCUGAUAGGGUUGACUCCAAAUCCCAUGAUGCACCUGUGGUGGCAGGGCCAUGUGAUCAGGAGGAUGAGCAUGUUAGCUCUGGGACCACCAUCGUUGAGGUGGAGAGGGCACAGCUGCCCCACUCCUAUCAGCUCCAGGGUACAGUGCUGGAGGAGGAGGAGCCGGCAGACCCAGGGUCGAGGGGGGAGCAGUCUGGGAGGAUAACUGGAGCCUCCCACACCUCCUAUUUCGUGAGCGGUGUUCCCCAUGUCAUACGCUGUUUCCAGCCCCCUCUGGUGCAGACCCAGACAGUCACCAUCACAGACGUGUCCAACUCCCUCCCUACUGAUGUCUCCACUAAGGAUGUCCCUAUCGUUCAGACCCAGACUAUCACCUACGAGUCUGCAGAGGGGUCAGUUGACGGGACAGACGGGGGGAAAGAGGCCACAGCACUGAGCAGCAUUCAGACCUUUACCUCAGAGAGCAGCAGGGAAACCAGUGGCACCUCCAUUACUACCACCACCACUCACAUCUCCAAGGUGGUGAAAGGAGGAGCGUCAGAGACCAGAGUGGAGAAGAGAAUCGUCAUCAGUGCCGACUCAGAGGAUGACCAGGGAAGCGACGGCGGAGCAACAGCAAUGUGAUUCAGCUCAACACACAGUCAGGGAGCCCUAUGGAUCUGAUGCUCAAGACACCAGAGCUUUGUAGUACAGGGGACCAAGUGACUAACCUCCCUGUCCCAGAGCCACCCCCACCUCCUCAACCCAUACUGACAUUGUGUCCUGACUGGUCCCCUCCAGAACCACCGUGGAUGCAUCUCAAAUGACCAGAGCCCUGGUUGGGAUGCUUCCUGGUGUCUCCCUGCCCAGUGGGAUAUGAACAGGCCAGGGAGAAAGCCUAUUGUGUCCUCUCUUUCCAUACUGCUGUACUGACUGUAUGGUGGCUUCAUUUUGGUCUAUUCCACUCAAACCUCAUAUUUCGCCAAAUUACUUUUUUUUAAAUGAUUGUAGUAGGAAAGAUGAACCUUUUCAGUUCUAAGAGCAUUUAGGUCGUUUGCUUUUAAAUGUUUAUUUACAACAUAUUUUUCUGUCGUUUGUAUUGCUACUACUGUAUCAUUGAGUUUAAGUGUGGACUCAGCGAUAUGACAGAGAUGCAGAAAGUAAACAGCGUAGUGGGUCAAUUUCAGCAAAACAACUAAGAGCAUUGAAGUGAGAGGCUCAACUUCUCCUCUGUUUUGGUGCCAUGGUUCCAACGCUGUGAACAGAGUGAAGCGAACCCGUGCACAUGCGCAGAUACUGUGUGAGAGCAAAGUCUUGCUUCUCGCUCAUCUCAAUAUCUGCGGUGCUGGUCGAGGCAACGGCAUUUUACUGAGUCUCCCUUUAACAUGCUCAUUUUGAUAGAAAUGCACUGUUUUCAACUGAGCUUUAAGUAAUAACAUUAUCAGACUUUUUCAAUCAGAUUAAGAUGCUGAACAGAAACUAGACGUAUUUUUGGAAAGGGAUAACUCCUUUGAGUUUGUUUACGUUUGUAAUUGAGGAAUAUUAUUUUUUUAUUGAAUAUUCAAAUUGAAAUGACAUACCUCACUUAAAAGUAUUGAACAAAGAUAUUGCAUACUCAAACAAGCAGGCCUGUUUUGGAUUUGUUCUCUGCUCAGGUAAAAUAUCUCUUUCUUAACCAGCCAAGUUAACAUGUGUAAUACUACUAGGUCAGGCCACGAUGACCCUCGUUAUAAACUUUGACGUGAUGACAACUGUCUGUUUUGAAAUGUUUACUCUAUUUUAUAGCAUUACUGCUUUUAUAGUAUUUGUACAAAAUUAGGUUUUUAAGUUAUUGAAGUUCAUAUCCUACCCAAUGGUAGCUUCUCAUAUCAAUAUUGUCUUUUUUUUUUUACAGCUUGAGUUUGGGAGUGUCCCAUGUUUCCCAGUAGGUAUUCAGCAUUGUUUUUUCUUCCUCUUUUAACGCACCUUUGACCUCUAGGACUGCCCCACGCAGUCUGAUGUGAGAGCAAUGGAAAGUCCCGCUGUGUAUUGUCCCUUAAAAUGAUUUUAGAUCGAAACGUGAUUGAUUUUCAAACCUUUUGUUGUUGAUUUGAUGAAACAAUGCUUUAGUCUGUUUCUCCGGUUUUAUGUCUUUGUCAAUACUGCAGGACAAAACCCCUCUGUAUAUGAUUGUAUGAAGAAUGUUCAGUCUUAAUGUACAUUCUAGCCCUGCAGAUAGAUGGGUCCAAAUGAUACUCAGCUCUUAAACACCGUAGUACAUGUGCAAGAUGUAUUUAUCACUAUCAAAAGGCAGCUGUCCCAGUGUAUGUGGCUUUUCUUUCAUAUAGGGGAACAUAUUUUGUCCUUUUGUACAUGUUCUACCAUCAUUUCUUUGUAAAGUAGAGACUGUUUCAUGUGAUUCAUUGUACUGGGAUGUUUUUUAAAACACGAACAUGUUUGCAGGCUUUCAGACACAGAAGACACAUUCAUAAUCAUCUAGUUUGUAUAUCUUUCUUACCACCUGUUUUAGAGUAGAUUCCUCUACCAGUUGCUGUACCCUGUCCUUUUGUAGAUCAGAUAAAGAUACGUGUAUGAGAACCCUUUUAGAGAAUGACAAUUGGUAGCAGACCUUUCUUCUCCUCUGAAGAAGUUUGUGAAGGUGGCACAAACUAUUAGCUAGAAGGAUCUUGAGGGCAUAAACUAGAAUCUCAGCGGAACCCUUCGUUUUUAGAUUUGUAAACAUAUUGUUGCUUUUCUGUGACAUAUCCCUGUCUUAAAGUUAAAUAAAAUCAGAAUGAAUUAUCAAGUGG
Molecule: messenger RNA, 8936 nt
Organism: Salvelinus namaycush (lake trout)
Lineage: Eukaryota; Metazoa; Chordata; Actinopteri; Salmoniformes; Salmonidae
Exons: 32
Coding region: 415-6792 (2125 amino acids)
Biological process (GO): cortical actin cytoskeleton organization
Cellular component (GO): plasma membrane; cytoskeleton
Molecular function (GO): actin binding; structural molecule activity
Source: RefSeq, a predicted model, not a curated record